GUUUAGCAGCCUUUGAUGGCACAGCAUGGGCUGUGCCACUCUUCACGUGCCAUUGUCCGAAAGUCAAUCUGCACGCCGAAAAGCCAGGAAAACGAACGGCCCGUCGAGGAAUCCAUCUUGCGCCUAUCGUUAACCUUUGCACAACAGUACAUAUAACUCAGCAGAAAUGGCAGACCCAAACGUUGUGGCAAGACAGUUUGUUGAUUACUACUACCAGACCUUUGACACAAACCGAGGGAAUUUGACUGGUCUUUACAGAGAUAUGUCCAUGUUGACAUUUGAGGGCCAACAAUUCGCAGGAGCCAAGAACAUUGUUGAGAAGCUUACCGGCCUUCCAUUCCAACGCGUCGUCCACAAAGUCUCGACUUGUGACGCACAACCUGGAGGUCCCCAACAAAGCAUCUUGGUGACUGUCACUGGACAAUUGCUUAUUGAUGAGGAAACACAGCCACAGUUCUUUUCUCAAACAUUCCACUUGUACCCUGAAGGGAACAGCUUCUUUGUGUACAACGAUGUGUUCCGUCUCGUCUUGGGAAUGUAAAAACGACCCAAUACUGGACACAGAUUCUAAUAUACAUUCUACUGCCUGCUACUCGCGUACUUUGGCUAUAUUUGGCUGAAUUGGAAAGAGGAUGUGUAUUUGACCCAUUACAGAUCCUGUGUUCACCGCGAAUCGUCACGAAGUCUGGCAUAGUUCAAUGCCCACAGUUACCCACUUCAUCU
Molecule: messenger RNA, 723 nt
Organism: Spizellomyces punctatus DAOM BR117
Lineage: Eukaryota; Fungi; Chytridiomycota; Chytridiomycetes; Spizellomycetales; Spizellomycetaceae
Exons: 6
Coding region: 167-541 (124 amino acids)
Biological process (GO): protein import into nucleus
Cellular component (GO): nuclear pore central transport channel
Source: RefSeq, a predicted model, not a curated record